Molecule: messenger RNA, 629 nt
Organism: Alnus glutinosa
Lineage: Eukaryota; Viridiplantae; Streptophyta; Magnoliopsida; Fagales; Betulaceae
Product: heat stress transcription factor A-2-like
Exons: 1
Coding region: 77-466 (129 amino acids)
Biological process (GO): regulation of transcription by RNA polymerase II
Cellular component (GO): nucleus
Molecular function (GO): DNA-binding transcription factor activity; RNA polymerase II cis-regulatory region sequence-specific DNA binding
Source: RefSeq, a predicted model, not a curated record
CAUCACUACGGUAUCAAAAGAAUCAAAACCCCUCUCCUGCUCACGGCAUCACUACGCUAUUGAGAAGGGGGUGCACAUGAAGGGAGUGAGAGUUAAAGAGGAAGACUCUGUGACAUGCGCUGCGGGAUUAUCGUCCUCUUCGUCUUCGACCUUCUCGCCGCAGCCGAUGGCGGGGCUACACGAGGUGGGUCCGCCUCCGUUUCUUACCAAGACCUUUGAAAUGGUGGAAGACUCGUCGACGGACUCGAUUGUGUCGUGGAGCGGAGCUCGCAACAGCUUCAUCGUUUGGGACCCUAACAAGUUCUCCAACAUCCUUCUUCCCCGCCACUUCAAGCACAGUAACUUCUCCAGCUUCAUUCGCCAGCUCAAUACAUAUGUAAGUAUUCCCUAUUCUGGAAUAGAAAAUUGUGGUCCUUCUUGCAUUUCUGUUGAUGCUUUUGCAGAACUAUAUCUAGGUUGCUCUUAAUUUCCUCUGCUAUAAAUGUCUUCUCUGUUCUGCUACUCUUACCUUUGAUAAAAAAGUCUUCUCUGUUCUGUAGUUGUUGAAUGAUUCAUCAGAUAACCUGUAGAAGCAUCAUUUGAGUUAUCUUUUGCAGUAUUUCGUAGAUUCUGUGAUUUUGAAGGCUCUU